UUAUUAGUUGGUGUUAUAGUGCCAAGGCUGGUAUUACCCUUCCCAUCUUAUCCUACUUAGGUCAUCAUGGAAAUAGCCAACAUUUCAUCAAACGCCAGUGGUGUGACGCGUCGUCAGAGGCGAUCAACGAGGUCCCUGGACUUUGCCAUGCCAUAUACAGUCGCCAGCGGGUCCUUCUCAUUCGUAGGAGCAAUAUAACAAAAAGUAUAACCAGCGCGGUGGUGUUCGGUAUAUGGCUGGUGUGUAUCAGCAUCGGGAUUGUAAGGUUCCAUAACAUCGUGAUCGUGAGAGAUGGUUAUUUGGCUCUAAUUGCGACACUAUUCGUCCUCACAAUCCUGGUACAACUCAUGAUAUACAUCAUCGCACGAAAUCAAGACCAAAGGAUACAACAAUUGAAUCGAUCCUUGGAACACAACCACCCACGUGAUGAUGAUGCCGGGCGGAAUGUCGCACAAUCACGUACAAGUCAUAACUCGAACAAAGCUGCCAAAACUAUUGGUUUAUUACUUGCAGUGUAUGUAGUAUCCUGGCUACCCGUCAAUGUAUACCGUUUACAAUACCGUUGGCUUGGAGGCGACCACGCUGUCUAUCACAAAUGGAUUAAAAUCAUUAAUCUGUUAAUUCAACUUCAUUCGUGCCUCAAUCCCUGGUUGUUCGUGGCGCGCUCCAAAGAUAUGAAGCUGGGCAUAGCUAAGUUUCUGCCAAAUCUGGGAAUUUGUUUGGCCAGUGGGCAACCUAGUAGCUCCGCCAACAACGUGAUUGCCAGUUACAUACGUAACGAUAACUCUGUUCGAGUCGACGGAAAGUUGAAUGGACAUGAAAAUAAUGCUUCUGGUGAUGAUGAUUCUAAAAAGGUGCAGAAGCUAAAGAAGGUGGAUGAAACUUACUCAAACAAUACAAGCAAUUCCAGCGGAGUUUCAAGUGGAAGUAUUGAUGAUAGGAAUGAUAGGAACGAAGAAGUUAAAAACGUGGAUGAAAUUGGCGAAAAGAGAAUCAAUUGUGCAAGCAAUCUUAACGGGCAUAAAGAUAGGAACAUCAAGGAACAAACUGUCAACUGUUCUGCACAGAGUCAGUCUGAGCCAAUCAAAAGCCAAGAUGUAACCAAGUUCAAAUUGGGAAAGGAAAACUUGCUGAUGGAUAAGGAUGAAAUUGAAGAGAACACAGGAAGUCCUGGAGGAAAUGAAGGAAACGAGAUAAAAGAUGUGAGAGGUGCUACUUGUGGAGAGAAAUAAACUGAUAACGCUUGAAGAAACGCUUCUUCCACCUCUUGAAAAUUUCAUGAUAAAUUGUGAACAGUUAACUUGCAUUUUAUAAUUUUUGAAACUUGAUUCGAAGACUUUAACACAGCGUAUAACUUAAUUAAAUAUUGAAAGGAUUUAAAAACAUUAGAACAGACUUUUUUUGUUUUAACCAUUGGCUUCAUUACAUAUUCUUUCUUUGUGUGAAUUGUGUGUAGAGUGGGGCAUAAGACGUCUAAAAAUACUUUGAUUGUUUCAUAUAUAUUUAGUGCGCUUUCCUUUUAGUGCGCUUUCCUUUAUACGGUUAAAACGGCCAGACCGGUCCUGUUGUAUUUCGGUACAGACAGAUCACUGCCACUGGUAUUUCGAGUGUUUCAAGAACCUUGCAUUCAAGUAUAUAUCGUUAUUUAUAUUUGUUUAGCACGGAAAAUGCAGUUUCACUGCAAUAUUCUUAACGAAAUACUCUGUUUCAAUUCAAUUCAAAAUAUGACCGGUCUGACCAUUUUGACCGUUAGAUUCAACAAACCUUUCAUGCAAUCGUAAAAUGAACAUUGCCAUGAUUGACGCAUCAUAUAAAUUUUUAUAUGAAAUUGAAGACCACGGGGGCGGACAAGGAGGUUUUGGUUUUAGCCCCUGUAUUUUUGGCAAUGAAAGCAAAGCCCUGUGUGAUUGAUCAUAGAUAAUGGAUUAUAUAGUGCUAAAAAUGAAAUAGGAAUAAAAUACAUGUUAUUUGAUAUAGUGUCGAGUUUAUAGUAAUUACCUGGUGAUAACAUAACUCGUAAGGUUGCUUUAUUGGUAUUUGAAAUA
This is a messenger RNA of Dendronephthya gigantea, 2045 nucleotides long. RefSeq lists its product as uncharacterized. The coding region runs from base 348 to 1232 and encodes 294 amino acids. Gene Ontology annotation, biological process: G protein-coupled receptor signaling pathway. Gene Ontology annotation, molecular function: G protein-coupled receptor activity. The transcript is spliced from 2 exons. NCBI's taxonomy places the organism in Eukaryota, Metazoa, Cnidaria, Anthozoa, Malacalcyonacea, Nephtheidae. The record is from RefSeq and is a predicted model, not a curated record. Gene Ontology annotation, cellular component: membrane.